AUGACAAGCUACCUGAGUUCAAUUGAGCCUCUGAAUGGCACCAACUACCCCAACUGGUACAAUCAGGUGCAGGUGGCCAUUGCUAUGUGCGAGUAUGACCUCGCGUUACGUGAAGACAAGCCAGUAGAGCCCACUGGAGGAAAUGUUGAUCGUACUUCCAUUGAAAAGUGGGAGAGAUGUGACGGGAUGGCCAACAUGAUCAUUAAGCAGAUGAUGUUAGCGGCCAUUCAUGGUGUUAUUCCUGAUAAGGAUCGGGCUGGUAAGGAGCUGACCGCCAAGGCUUAUCUUGCCAAGGUGCAAGAGAACUUCAAGAGCUCCUCCAAGACUUAUGCUAGCACCCUCAUCAUGAAGAUGCUGACUCCACAGUAUAAUGGACAAAGUGGAAUCAGGGAGCAUAUUAUGAGUAUGUGUGACAUGGAAAACAAGCUCAAGACACUGGAUAUGUCCAUCUCUGAUGGUUUUCUGGUGCAUUUCAUUAUGACUUCACUGCCUCCACAGUAUAGUCCCUUCAAGAUAAGUUACAACACUUAG
Panicum hallii is the source of this 531-nucleotide messenger RNA. RefSeq lists its product as uncharacterized. The record is from RefSeq and is a predicted model, not a curated record. NCBI's taxonomy places the organism in Eukaryota, Viridiplantae, Streptophyta, Magnoliopsida, Poales, Poaceae. The transcript has a single exon. Bases 1 to 531 code for a protein of 176 amino acids.